Messenger RNA from Monascus purpureus, 1533 nucleotides. Lineage: Eukaryota; Fungi; Ascomycota; Eurotiomycetes; Eurotiales; Aspergillaceae. The record is from the annotation of a GenBank genome assembly.
AUGGCUCCUCAGCAGGGGUCAUUUUAUGAUUACGAGGUAUCAUUUCAAACAGCAUAUCUUGAGAAAGAAUAUGAGAAUACUCUUGGGCAUACAGUUCAUCUUCUAGACUCCGAAAAAAUCAGAAUACAGUGCAUGGAGAAAUUACUUCUCAUGUUUGAAAAUGAUGGGUUGCAGUUUCAAUUGGACCAAGCGAAUGAAUUCAUCAAAACGGCAGCAGCUUCCGACGCAUGGAAUCAGCUUCAUGAGUCCCGCAAAGAAAUAAAAGCUCUACAGGCCAUUGUGCAAGCUUCAUCACAUGAAAUUGAAAGCCUUCAAAAAGAACUCGCGUCACUGCGCGGCAAUUACUCUCUCGAACACAAUAAAUUAUUUGAGGAGAAAGCUCGUCUUGCGAAAGACCUGUCAACUGCACAGGAAGAGCUUGAGAAGCUGAAAACGCACAGCGCCUCCCGUGCUGCGCUACUUGUCGGACAGGAAGAUUUGGAAAAAAGAUUGAAGUCAGCAGAAACGCAGCUAGAGAAUGAAAAGAACGCACAUGAGCGCGCACAAACAAAAGUAUCACGGCAAGCGGAAGAAAUUACAACCCUUUCUGGGCAACUUGAAAAGACACGAGAGGAGCUUGUAGAAGAAUCGAGGACCAGGGAAAGGCAACAGCAAAGUAUGGAGCAUAAGCUCCUUGAUUGGGAAACUGAACGUGCGCGUUUUGAAGCGCAGCUAGAGUCUCUUGAGAAAAAGUUACGUUCGACCGAGGAUCGACUCCAAGAGUCCAAGGAUGAAUUUCAACGCCAUCGGGGCCACAAGAGGAAAGAUGAGGGCCGUGACCCUGCUGCAUGGACUCAUAAAAUUCCUCUCCAAGGGGCAGCAGCUCAUCACUUUAAUCCCGAUUUGACUAUCGCAACGCCUGGGGCUGUUCAGGUUCGUGAGAAAACGAAGAGGUCGUCAGCGCUUCCAGGCGACAAGUCGAACUUUUCAAUUACUCCGUUCCUGAACCGAACCAAUCGAAACUUGGAUUCUCCAAUGACUUCAGCGGAUGAAAUGGAUGAACUGGAUACAGUCAUUCUAAAUGAUAAUAUUGGGACCCCAUCGACAAGCGUUGGCACAUUCGAAGCAAAAAAUAAGGAGCGCCGAUUGGACAAAAUGUUGGCCGCGCAAAGUCUCCCUCAGGAUAGAGGGCAACGGUUUCCAGAUUCGCAUCGGAGGGUAUCCCCUGAGGUAUCAGUGAAGGGGGUUUCGAGUGAAUUAUCUAGGAAUAUAGACAGCGAGCAACAACUGACGGGUCCGAACACAUUGCAUAAUAAAUUCUCUAGCCAGCUCCCGGCCAAACCGAAGAGGCGCAGACUUGGUGCUCAGCGCGACAAGAAUAUUUUCGAUGAUGACGAUGACGGCCUAUCAGAACCAAGACAGCCAGUGCAGAAGUUGGCGAUUCACGGCGGUCUAUCGUCGUCGACUUCUGCUGGCGAUCGUCUUCGCCAAAACCACGGCUUCGAUAUUUCAAUGGGGUUUUCCCCCCUAAAGCGUGACAAGAGGCGCUCGUAG